AUGCAGUUUUCUGUCGAUAGGCGCCGCUAUGGAUCUCUCGCUUACAGUGAGCACAUCGAGAACCAGCACAUGCACAUCACCUUCGAUGGAGGCAGCUUUGAGGCCUCGUCAUCUACCUUCACCUACAGCAGACAGGGCGCCUUCAACAUCUCUGCCCCAGCGUCAGGAAGCUCACGGCUGUGGAUUGGAGGGGAAGUGUCAUCUCCCUUUGGUGCUGGAUCGUCUGCCCGUAAAGCUCCUUCUUCAGACGAACUCUUUAGAAAGAUGAAUGCCGUGACUGAGAAGCUUCGUCGUGAACAAGGAUGGCCUAGUUCUAAAGGAGACGAACAUGAUUUCUCGAAACUCGUCAAGGCACACAAACCAAUGUCAAACUCUGAUAAGCAAAAAUGCAUUGAUUACAGAAACCGCAUCUGUCAUCAACAAACACUGACAGAUGACGAGAGCCGCGAGUUUGAUGACCUUCUCAACCGCCUGUUGUGGACUUAG
Guillardia theta CCMP2712 is the source of this 486-nucleotide messenger RNA. RefSeq lists its product as hypothetical. The transcript has a single exon. NCBI's taxonomy places the organism in Eukaryota, Cryptophyceae, Pyrenomonadales, Geminigeraceae. The coding region runs from base 1 to 486 and encodes 161 amino acids. The record is from RefSeq and is a predicted model, not a curated record.